AUGGCUACUACAACAACAAUAUUCCUCAUGAGCGAUGCCACCCUCCCCCUCUCACCCAUAAUCUCGCACACGCCUCCCCAGUCCGUGGCCGAAGCAGAGGCAGAGGCAGAGGCCGAGACCGAAGUCUACAGAAGACAGGCCUACGCAAUCCGGGGUCUCGUGUACCCUGGCCCCCGCCGUAUCCUCCACAGCAAGCGACCAUCGCUGGCCAAGUCCUCGUCAACGCCCAAUGCAAAGAGGCCCAAGAGUCUGGGUGGUUGUGGUGGAAGCAAUGGCGGUGGUGCGGGGCAGACAGUUUCAGCCGCCCCCAAGCCUUCGCCUGCACCUGCAGAAGAGAGUUUUGCCACAAAGGAGCCCUCGUUUGCGCGCCUGAUUGAAGACCUCCUGAGAACACAUUCGUCCACGGCCUCGCCGUACGGUCAGCACUUGUCACACUCAAUCCUAAACGACAGCAAUAAAGUCUACCUCGGUAAUUUCUAUGGCGGCCUCGGACCCGGAUAUUAA
Messenger RNA from Morchella sextelata, 504 nucleotides. RefSeq lists its product as uncharacterized. The transcript is spliced from 2 exons. Bases 1 to 504 code for a protein of 167 amino acids. Lineage: Eukaryota; Fungi; Ascomycota; Pezizomycetes; Pezizales; Morchellaceae. The record is from RefSeq and is a predicted model, not a curated record.